UCUGCCCUGUGCAUUCAUUUGGCUGCCUUCCUGCUCUCUGUCCAAACUGCUUUUCUCUCAUUCAUUCACUUACUCACUUACUCACUAGAACCAAAAUGAGCACAAGGUUUAGCUACUCUCGUUCUUCUGGUCCCCUGGCUCAGAUGUCCAUCCAGCGCCCCUCUGCGUGCUUUGCGGCGCCUUCUUACCGGGCAGUCAGCACCUAUGGUGGAGCUGGUGGCAAAGAUAUUCGUAUCUCCUCAGCCUCCUAUAGCGGUUUGCAGAGUGGGCUGGGAUCCUCUUCCCUGUCCUCCUCUUUCCAAGUAAGUGCCUCUGGGUCCACAGGAGAAAUCAUGGGCAACGAGAAGAUGGCCAUGCAGAACCUGAAUGACCGCCUGGCCUCCUACCUGGAAAAGGUUAGGACCCUGGAGAAGGCGAACAGCAAGCUCGAGCAACAGAUCCGUGAGGCUCUGGAGAAGCGAGGCCCUGAUGUGCGUGAUUACAGCCACUAUCAAGCCAUCCUGGAUGACCUGCGCAAAAAGGUCUUCGAUGCUACUGUGGAUAAUGCCCGACUUGUGCUCCAGAUUGACAACGCUCGCCUGGCAGCUGAUGACUUCAGAGUGAAGUAUGAGGCUGAGCUGUCUAUCCGUCAGUCAGUGGAGGCUGAUAUUGUUGGCCUGAGGAAGCUCAUCGAUGAUACCAACGUGGGCCGCAUGAACCUGGAAAGUGAGAUUGAGGCCCUCAAGGAGGAGCUCAUCUACCUCAAGAAGAACCAUGACAAUGAGGUAAUGGAUUUGAAAAACCAGAUUUCUCAGUCAGGAGUGCAGGUGGAUGUUGAUGCACCUAAGGGACAGGAUCUGGCUCAGAUUAUGGCAGAGAUGAGAUCCAAGUAUGAGAAGAUGGCCCAAAAGAAUCAAGAGGAGCUCAAAGCCUGGCAUGAGACACAGAUCCAAGAAGUGCAGGUACAAGUAUUACAGAACACAGAGGCCCUCCAGAGUGCACAAACAGAAGUCAACGAUCUCCGCAGACAGAUUCAGGCACUAGAGAUCGAUUUGGACUCACAGAGAAAUCUGAAAGCUUCGCUAGAAGGCACACUGCGGGAAACAGAGAUGCGCUACAAUAUGGAAAUCGAGAAUGUUAAUGCCAUCACCAUGCAGCUGGAGGCUGAGCUGACGCAGUUGCGCAACAACAUCCAGCAGCAGACGCAGGAGUACGAGGCUCUUCUCAACAUGAAGAUGAAGCUGGAGGCUGAGAUUGCCACCUACAGAAGACUUCUGGAAGGCGGAGACUUCACGCUCGAGGAUGCAGUUGAGGAACAGAAAAAUAUCAAAGUGAUGACCGUCACACAGACACUGGUGGAUGGAAAAGUGGUGUCCUCAACCACAGAGACCAAAGAGAGGAAGUUGUAAUCAGUCACCAAGCUUUCACCAGCAGCACAACACUAACAAAUCAUAAGCCUGUACUGACAACUAUUCAAACAGUGGGUGGUGUUAAUAAGAUAUUUAUUGCAUCUCUAGUGCCUUAAUUAAUUUUGGUCAGUGCUAAUAUUUUUUAGCAUUAAUGCAAAGCAUGUCGAAAGGUAACAAGAACUACCAAUGAUGUUAAUGUCAGAACAUUUUUGUUAAAUAUCACAGAAAUGGUGUACAUUGUUCACAAAAUGUACGGUGUCUUGUUUGCUUGUUGUGUUGUGUCCAACUGGUCAUGUUCAAUAAAUCCAUGCCACAAUGUUCA
Molecule: messenger RNA, 1710 nt
Organism: Tachysurus vachellii
Lineage: Eukaryota; Metazoa; Chordata; Actinopteri; Siluriformes; Bagridae
Product: keratin, type I cytoskeletal 18-like
Exons: 7
Coding region: 96-1388 (430 amino acids)
Biological process (GO): intermediate filament cytoskeleton organization
Cellular component (GO): keratin filament
Molecular function (GO): structural molecule activity
Source: RefSeq, a predicted model, not a curated record